Menidia menidia (Atlantic silverside) is the source of this 1974-nucleotide messenger RNA. Lineage: Eukaryota; Metazoa; Chordata; Actinopteri; Atheriniformes; Atherinopsidae. The record is from the annotation of a GenBank genome assembly.
AUGGAGAUGCAAAUGGGUGAUUUUGACAGCGGCUCGGUGAAGGUGGCCGAGUGGCAGCAGACCAUGUACGGACUGGACUCCGGCAUCCAGUCCGGGGCCAACACCUACAGGGAGGACGAGGACUACAGCACCACCAAGCACUACACGGUGACCACCACCGUCACAUCCGACCACCCCGACUUGGAUGCCCAGUACUCGAUGACCAGAGCCCAGCGGGUGCGAGCCGCCAUGUUCCCGGAGACGCUGGAGGGGGGAACCACCAUCCUGUCCACUCAGACCGACCAGGGCCAGAUGACCAACGUCCAGCGGCUGGCCGAGCCCUCGCAGAUGCUGAAGACCGCCAUCAUCCACCUGAUCAACUACCAGGACGACGCCGAUCUGGCCACGCGGGCCGUGCCCGAGCUCACCAAGCUGCUCAACGACGAGGACCAGGUGGUGGUGAGCAAGGCGGCGCAGAUCGUCAACCAGCUGACGCGCAAAGAGGCGUCCCGCCACGCGCUGAUGCAGUCGCCCCAGAUGGUGGCGGCGGUUGUCCGGGUGAUGCAGAACACCAGCGACAUGGAGACGGCGCGGGCCACAGCCAGCAUCCUCCACAACCUGUCCCACCAGAGGGAGGGGCUGCUCGCCAUCUUCAAGUCGGGAGGGAUCCCCGCUCUCGUUCGCAUGCUCAGCUCCCCCAUUGAGUCGGUGCUCUUCUACGCCAUCACCACCAUCCACAACCUGCUGCUGCACCAGGAGGGAGCCAAGAUGGCCGUGCGCCUGGCCGACGGGGUCCACAAGAUGGUGCCCCUGCUGAAGAAGACCAACCCCAAAUUCCUGGCCAUCACCACAGACUGCAUGCAGCUGCUGGCCUACAACAACCAGGAGAGCAAGGGUCUGGUCCACAUCAUGAGGAACUACAACUACGAGAAGCUGCUGUGGACGACGAGCCGCGUGCUCAAAGUGCUCUCCGUGUGCCCCAGCAACAAACCCGCCAUUGACGGCCUGGACAGCCUGCUGCAGCUGCUGGUGGGCUACCUGCGGUCGGACGACCUGCACAUGCUGACCUGCGCCACGGGCAUCCUGUCCAACCUCACCUGCAACAACGCCCACAACAAGUCCCUGGUCACCCAGUCCAACGGCGUGGAGGCGCUGAUCCACACCAUCCUGCGCGCCGGCGUGAAGGAGGACGUGACGGAGCCGGCCGUGUGCGCCCUGAGGCACCUGACCUCCCGCCACCAGCAGGCCGAGCUGGCCCAGAACGCCGUCAGGAUCCACUACGGCAUCCCCGCCAUCGUCCAGCUGCUGAACCAGCCCUACCACUGGCCCGUCAUCAAGGCUGUGGUGGGCCUGAUCCGUAACCUGGCCCUGCUCCCAGAGAACCAGGCCCCCCUGAGAGACGCGGGGGUCAUCCCCCGCCUCGGCAACCUGCUCAUCAUCUCCCACAAGCAGGCCCAGAAACUGGACCCCUCCAACACCAACCAGCAGAACUUCCAGGAUGGAGUCAGGAUGGAGGAGAUUGUGGAGGGCUGCACAGGAGCUCUGCACAUCCUGGCCAGAGAUCCCAUCAACAGAGCGGAGAUCGGCAACCUCGAGAUCAUUCCUCUGCUCGUCCAGCGCGUGGCGGCCGGCGCCCUGUGUGAGCUGGCCCAGGACCGGGCGGCGGCCGACCUGAUGGACCAGGAGGGAGCCUCGCCCCCGCUGAUGGAGAUGCUGCACUACGACAACGAAGGCAUCGCCACUUACGCUGCAGCUGUGCUCUUCCGCAUGUCCGAGGAUAAGAACCCGGAGUUCAAGAAGCGCAUGUCUGUGGAGCUCACCCACACCCUGUUCAAGCACGACCCCACUGCCUGGGAGAUGGUGAGUGUGUGGCGCCCCCUGCUGCCCGGAGGCAAAACACCACAAGUCCUUAACCGGGUUCUUCCCGUUUUGACUUUAGCAGUACAGAGCGGAGGAGGCGCUGAUGUGGAGUUCAGUGGGACAAAGAGGAGGCGU